Molecule: messenger RNA, 1086 nt
Organism: Balearica regulorum gibbericeps (East African grey crowned-crane)
Lineage: Eukaryota; Metazoa; Chordata; Aves; Gruiformes; Gruidae
Source: RefSeq, a predicted model, not a curated record
AUGGAGAACAGGGAGGAGAAACUCCACCGGCAGAACCUUGCGGAAAAGGCUGUUUUGAAGGGCUCCAUGGAGCAGGGGGUCAACGGGGAGGAAAAGCCAAGAAGAUGCCCCACGGGGAGAGGUUGCAAACCCACCCCACGAAACUCUGAGGAGGAGAGACCGACCAUCUGCGAGGAAUGUGGCCGGAGCUUCAGCCGUAGCUCCAACCUGGCAGUCCACCAGCGGUUGCACGCCGGUGAGAAGCCCUACAAGUGCUUGGAGUGCGGGAAGAGCUUCAGCCGUAGCUCCCAUCUCAUCACCCAUCAACGUCUGCACACCGGGGAGAAGCCCUACAAGUGUCCCGAUUGCGGGAAGAGCUUCAGCGACAGCUCCACACUCAUCACCCACCAACGCUUGCACACCGGCGAGAAGCCCUACAAAUGCCCUGAUUGCGGGAAGGGCUUCAACCAGAGCUCCAACCUCACGUCCCACCAACGUACCCAUACCGGGGAGAGACCCUACAAGUGCCCCGAGUGCGGGAAGAGCUUCAGCGUCAGCUCCUACCUGAUCCGCCACCAGAAGAUCCACACCGGGGAGAGACCCUAUAAGUGUGAGGAGUGCGAGAAGACGUUCAGCCAGAGCUCCAGCCUCGUCAUCCACCAGCGUGUCCACACCGGGGAGAAGCCCUAUAGAUGCGUUGACUGCGGGAAGUGGUUUAGGAAUAGCUCGGACCUCAUCAGGCAUCAGCGGACACAUACGGGUGAGAGACCCUACCGUUGCCCCGACUGCGGGAAGAGCUUCAACCGCAGCUCCAACCUGAUGACCCACCAACGCAUCCACACCGGGGAGAAGCCCUAUGAGUGUCCCGAAUGCGGUAGGAGCUUCACCGUGAGCUCUGCCUUGAUUAAACACCAAAGGACCCACCGGGAAGGGAAGCCCUACGAGUGCCCCGACUGCGGGAAGAGCUUUAUCCGCUGUUCAAAUUUCAUUACCCAUCGGAGGACCCAUGUUGGGUAGAGACCUGGUGACCCACGUUUGGUAGAGACCUGGCUGGUGGUCCCCACAUCUUCUCGAUUCCCCGUAGAGACCUGGAUGAACGCAGCUUAG